UUCCCCGACGCCUCUGAGCUGCCCCGCUGGGCUGAUCUGCUUAAAAAGAACAUUGAUAUCUUUGCUCUUGACUUUGAUGUUAUCCUUGGUGCUAUGUAUGCAUUGACUAUUAGUGUUGAGGGUGACUGUUACCUGCGUGUCCCGCCCGACCCGGGCAUUGAGUCCAGUGCGGCUGCCGCUCUAGGUGCUAGUGCGUCUGCUGCCCCAGGUCCUAGUGAGGCUACUGCUCUAGGUGCUGGUGAGUCUGCUGCUUCAGGUGCUCGUGAGUCUGCGCCUUUAGGUACUGCGUCUACUGAGGCACUGCACACCUUCACACUGGACUCAGGUGCUUCCCAUUGUUUCUUUCGAGACCGCACUGCCCUAGCGCAGCUCCCUAGGCCUGUUGCUGUCUCCCUGGCUGACCCCUCCGGGGGUCCGGUCCUUGCGACCUCCACCACUGCCCUCCCUUGUCCAGCUGUCCUGUCCGGCACGCUGUCGGGUCUUUACCUCCCCUCGUUCUCUACGAACUUUGUGGCGGGUUCCGCGCUCCAGGAUGCGGGUGUUCACCAGUUCACCCCUGCCUAUGAGCGUGUGACACACUGCACGUGUGCUCAGACGGGUCGUCACCUGGCUACCUUCACUCGGCAGCCGGGGUCGGACCUGUACACACUGACCACUGAGUCCCCUCAGGUAGCUGCGUCUGCGUCAGCGUCAGGUCAGUUGUCCGCCCCCCGCUCGUGUCGCACCUUGUCGCACCGGACGGUCCUAUGGCAUCACCGCCUUGGUCACCCUUCGAUGCAGCGCCUUCGUGGCAUGCACUCCCGGUACCUUGUCUCUGGUCUCCCCAGGUCACUGCCUCCCCUGCCACUGUCCCCUGCCCCUCCUUGCCUUCCCUGUGUCGAGGGGCGGCAGCGCGCUGCCCCCCACUCCUCUGAGUUUCCCCCGACGGAGACUCCUCUGCAGACCCUUCACAUGGACGUGUGGGGCCCAGCCCGCGUCCGUGGACAGGGCGGAGAGCGCUACUUUCUGCUGGUCGUUGACGACUACACGCGUUACACCACGGUCUUCCCCUUGUGCACCAAGGGUGAGGUCCCUGAUGUCUUGAUCCCUUGGAUCCGCGCUACCCGUCUCCAGCUGGAGAGGCGCUUUCACACGGACCUUCCCGUCCUGCGACUGCACUCUGACAGAGGUGGUGAGUUUUCCUCCGGCCUCUUGAGGGCCUUCUGUCAGGGGGAGGGCAUUGAGCAGACGUUCACGCUUUCGGCCUCUCCGCAGCAAAAUGGGGUUGCUGAGCGCCGCAUUGGCUUGGUCAUGGAGGUCGCUCGUACCUCCUUGAUCCAUGCGGCUGCCCCCCAUUUUCUGUGGCCGUUUGCAGUCCGGUACGCCGCGCAUCAGCUCAACCUCUGGCCCCGUGUCUCCGUUCCGGAGACCUCGCCGACACUGCGUUGGACGGGAGAGGUUGGCGAUGCGUCCGUGUUCCGGGUCAAGGGAUCUCGUGCCUUUGUCCGCGAUACGUCCGCGGACAAGCUCUCCUCCCGCGCUGUUCCUUGUGUCUUCCUUGGCUUUGUCCCUGACGCGCCUGGUUGGCAGUUUUACCACCCCACCUCGCGCCGUGUCUUCCCCUCUCAAGACGUCACGUUUGACGAGUCGGUCCCCUUUUACCAUCUCUUCCCCUACCGCACUGCCCCGCUCCCCCCUCCGCCGCUCUUCCUCACGCCAGGUGCUGCUUCGGUAGACCCCCUACCUCCCCAGGGUCCUGCUCCCUCAGGUGUUUCCCAGGUAGACCCAGUCGAGCCUGUCGAGGUAGCUGUCGACUCUGGUCCUGCGCGAGGUACUGAGCAUGAGCGUGCUGAGCAUGGAGGUGCUGAGACUGGGGGUGCUGAGACUUGGGGUGCUGAGACUGGGGGUGCCGAGCCUGGGGGUGCUGAGAGUGGGGGUGCUGAGACUGGGGGUGCUGAGCCUGGGGGUGCGGAGCCUGGGGGUGCUGUGCCUGGGAGUACUGUGCCUGGGGGCGCUCUCUCGUCCCAGCAGCUGCGUGAGUGGUACUCUCAGCACUGUCGCCGCCGACGUGGUGCUGUGGGAGCUGGGGGUGCUACUGGAGCUGGAGCUGAGGGCGCUGGAGCUACUGGUGCUGGUGUGGCUGCCGACCCUGGGGUUGGCGCUGGAGGUGCUGGCACCACUGGUCCUGGAGGUGCUCGAACUGGAGGUAGUGGAGCUGCUGGGACUGGAGGUGCUGCUGGAGCUGCUGGAGUUGCUGGAGCUAGUGGUAGGGGCUGGAGCUGGAGGCGCUGA
Molecule: messenger RNA, 2271 nt
Organism: Closterium sp. Naga37s-1
Lineage: Eukaryota; Viridiplantae; Streptophyta; Zygnematophyceae; Desmidiales; Closteriaceae
Source: the annotation of a GenBank genome assembly